Messenger RNA from Labeo rohita (rohu), 1479 nucleotides. RefSeq names its product POU class 4 homeobox 3 (gene pou4f3). The record is from RefSeq and is a predicted model, not a curated record. Gene Ontology annotation, molecular function: RNA polymerase II cis-regulatory region sequence-specific DNA binding; DNA-binding transcription factor activity, RNA polymerase II-specific. The coding region runs from base 36 to 1031 and encodes 331 amino acids. Gene Ontology annotation, biological process: regulation of transcription by RNA polymerase II. The transcript is spliced from 2 exons. NCBI's taxonomy places the organism in Eukaryota, Metazoa, Chordata, Actinopteri, Cypriniformes, Cyprinidae.
GUCAGGUCCACUCACCUGCAAGGUGCGCAACGAAGAUGAUGGCCAUGAACGGCAAGCAGCACUUCUCCAUGCACCCUGCGCUGCACCCGAGCUCCGAGGGCAUGCGGCGGGUGUGCCUACCUGCCCCGCAGCUCCAGGGCAAUAUAUUCAGCGGCUUUGAUGAGAGUCUGCUGGCCCGCGCUGAAGCUCUGGCGGCGGCUGACAUCGUGUCUCACGGCAAGAGUCACCCGUUCAAGACGGACGUCACCUACCAUACCAUGAGCAGCGUGCCCUGCACCUCCUCUUCGUCCACAGUGCCCAUAUCCCACCCUUCGUCCAACCUGCCCUCACACCACCACCACCACCUCAGCCACCAGACCCUGGAGGGGGAUCUGCUCGACCACAUUUCCUCAAGUUUAUCGGUCAGCGGCAUGGGUGCGCCGCCGGACCCGUCGGUGAUGACCACCCAAGCCCACCAGCACCACCUGCAAAUGGGUCACUUACACCAAGCCAUGGCCAUGGGCCACCCGCACACCCUGUCGGUCCACAACGGGAUGGCGUGCGUCAACGACGUGGAGUCCGAUCCCAGAGAGCUGGAGGCGUUCGCGGAGAGGUUCAAGCAGCGGAGGAUAAAGCUCGGAGUGACCCAGGCGGAUGUGGGCUCUGCCCUGGCCAACCUGAAGAUCCCGGGGGUCGGCUCGCUGAGCCAAAGCACCAUCUGCAGGUUCGAGUCCCUAACCUUGUCCCACAACAACAUGAUCGCUCUCAAACCCGUCCUCCAAGCCUGGCUGGAGGAGGCUGAAGCGGCUUACCGGGAGAAAAACGGGAAACCAGAGCUUUUUAACGGGAACGAGAGGAAACGAAAGCGCACGUCCAUCGCGGCUCCGGAGAAGCGAUCGCUCGAGGCGUAUUUCGCCAUCCAGCCGCGACCAUCGUCGGAGAAAAUCGCCGCUAUCGCCGAGAAGUUGGAUCUAAAGAAGAACGUGGUCCGGGUUUGGUUCUGUAAUCAACGGCAAAAACAGAAAAGGAUGAAAUAUUCAGCGGUGCACUAGUGCUGUUAGAGCAAAGUAGACAUUUUAGGAACACCACAGGGAUCUAAAUCUUUUCUUUUAAUCAUUAGAAGCCUAUUAAAGACUCCAAGUACAUUUCAUAUCGCCUCCAGUUGAUGGAACCAGUGUGCGAAUUAUUCCAAGGGGUCUGGACCUCUAAUAAAGGCUUGGCCUUCCUCAUAAAGAAGUCAAAUGGUCUUAAAAAUAGAUGGAUUUUAGCAGUAUUUUCGAACGACAAAAGUUACAAGUUUGUGGCCGUGUGUGUCUGAGGUAACCAUAGCAACACUAGUUGCUUGAGCACUUUCAGUAAGCAUUAAUAUUAAAAAACAAAAUAACGAAACAUUUCUAUAUGACCGUCAGAUAACUGUUGUAAUGGCGCAAACAAGAAUUACGUUCUGAAAAUUACUGACAGAAUUUUCUCAACCCACCAAAGGCCGAAUAAUUCGCACAC